Messenger RNA from Penicillium canariense, 1863 nucleotides. RefSeq lists its product as uncharacterized. Bases 1 to 1863 code for a protein of 620 amino acids. The transcript is spliced from 3 exons. The record is from RefSeq and is a predicted model, not a curated record. Gene Ontology annotation, cellular component: small-subunit processome; nucleolus. Gene Ontology annotation, biological process: maturation of SSU-rRNA from tricistronic rRNA transcript (SSU-rRNA, 5.8S rRNA, LSU-rRNA). Lineage: Eukaryota; Fungi; Ascomycota; Eurotiomycetes; Eurotiales; Aspergillaceae.
AUGGGCAAAAAGAGAAAGGCUGGCGGUCGUCCGGCACAAAAGGAGGAUGCUCCUAUGCGCACUAAAUUCAGUAUUGAAGAGCGAUUCGAAGACUCUGAAGAUGAGUUCCAGGCCGGCCGCGAUCAGGUCCUGCUGGAGGAAGCCCCAGAAGCCAAGCGCCGGCGCAGAGUUGCCGAGGAUGAGGAACUGCUCCAGCCGUCCGAUGAGGAAAUCCUAGGUUAUGACUCCGUCGACGAGGAUGACGAUGAGCUCGACGACGAAGAAGACAACAACGAGGAUGACGACGAGGAUGACAUGGGCAAGCCAAAGAAAGGUCGCGGUGCUGAAUCUGAUGAAGACGAGGAGGGCAUUGCCGCCUGGGGUUCGUCGAAAAAGGACCUCUACAAUGCUGAUCAGAUUGAGACCGAGAUUGAUGCCUUGGAGGAAGAGCAGGAGGCUAAGAGACUACAGCAAAAGCAACUGCAGGCAAUGAACGAGGCUGACUUCGGAUUUGACGAAUCCGAGUGGAUGGAAACUGGCAAGGGUGCGGACGAUGAGGCAGAGGACGCUGGGGUGGUCACCGAAGUACUUCCCCAAGUGGAAAUCACUGAGGACAUGGACGACGACGAGAAGCGGAGGAUUCUGAGCUCGAGAUAUCCCGAGUUCGAGCCUCUGGCCAAGGAGUUCGCCAACCUUGAACCUGUUUACAAGGAUCUGCAGACGGCAGCCUCGAAAGCCUCCUCAACACUGAAUGAAGCUUCAAAUGACCCCCAACCAGCUCCUGUGGCUGUGGUGAAACUUCGCGCCCUGUCAACAUACCUCGGCACGAUCAGCUUGUACUUUAUGCUUCUCGCUUCAUCCUCUGACGGGACCGACAACCCCCUAUGGGAGAUGGUUAAGGACCUCGAGGUCCCAGAGAUUAUUGAGGCUGUCCAUAAGCCCGUCAAGACCGCCAAGACCGAAUCGACCAAGACCGAGAAGCAGCCAAAGAAGAUCAAGGAGGUUAAGGAAGCGCCACAGAAGAAUAAGCUGAGUAGGGCAGAGCGGGCCGCCGAAACUGCGCGAGUCGAGGCCGAAGCUCGACGUGCCGAGCGUCUUCGCCAGACCGAAGCUGACUUGGCCGAUCUCGACGACCUGGUCACAGCCCCCACUCAGAAGCGCAAGGUCAAGAAGACCAAGACGUCCUCCAAGGAUGAAGAUGAGUCUGACUUUGGUGAUGAGAAUGCUUUGACUGCUCGUGAGGCAGAGGAGAAGGCCAAACAGAAGCGCUCUCUCCGCUUCUACACCUCCCAGCUGGCCCAGAAGUCCAACAAGCGCCAUAAUGCUGGCCGGGAUGCCGGCGGUGACGCUGAUAUUCCUCACCGCGAGCGUCUCAAGGACCGACAAGCCCGUCUCAACGCGGAAGCCGAGAAGCGUGGUCGUCAACGACCUGAUGUCGGUCAAGAGCUGGGCGGAGAUAGUGACGAAGAGGACCAUCGUGUCCGCAAGGAACUCCGCAAAGGAGACAACCAAUCUGGCAGCGACGAGGACGAGUACUAUGACAUGGUUGCUGCUCGCUCUAAGCAACGCAAGGACGAUAAGCAGGCCCGUGCCGAAGCACACGCAGCCGCAGCCCGCGAAGGUGGGUACGUCCAAGUCCAGGAGGCGGUUGGAGCCGACGGCAAGCGCGCCAUCACAUACCAGAUCGAAAAGAACAAGGGUCUCACGCCUAAGCGCAACAAGGAUGUGCGCAACCCGCGUGUCAAGAAGCGGAAGAAGUACGAGGAGAAGAAGAAGAAGCUCGGCAGUAUUCGCCAGAUCUAUAAGGGUGGUGAGGGUCGAGGUGGCUAUGGUGGUGAACUUACAGGUAUUAAGAAGAACCUGGUUAAGAGUGUUAAGUUCUAA